AUGGGCCCCAAGAAAGAUGCCAAAGGCGGCAAGGGCAAGGGAAAGGAUGCCUCAGAUGGCGACGACAAAGGGAAAGGAGGCAAAGGGUUGAAGCCUGCGAAUUCGAUAAACGUGCGACAUAUUUUGUGCGAAAAACACUCGAAGAAAGAAGAAGCUCUAGAAAAGCUUCGUAAUGGAGCCAAAUUCGACGACGUAGCUAGAGAAUUUUCAGAGGACAAGGCUCGUCAAGGCACAUUAUACACAGGAGGAUCCCUAGGCUGGAAAGUCCGAGGAAGCUUACACGGGGAUUUUGAGAAAGUGGCAUAUGAACUCGAGCCUAGCACAACGGGCAAUCCUAAAUAUGCGGAGGUGAAAACCGGGUUUGGGUAUCAUAUUAUCAUGGUUGAGGGUCGAAAAUAA
Molecule: messenger RNA, 399 nt
Organism: Talaromyces atroroseus
Lineage: Eukaryota; Fungi; Ascomycota; Eurotiomycetes; Eurotiales; Trichocomaceae
Product: Peptidyl-prolyl cis-trans isomerase pin4
Exons: 3
Coding region: 1-399 (132 amino acids)
Biological process (GO): rRNA processing
Molecular function (GO): peptidyl-prolyl cis-trans isomerase activity; DNA binding
Source: RefSeq, a predicted model, not a curated record